Messenger RNA from Choloepus didactylus (southern two-toed sloth), 1746 nucleotides. It is a transcript of the gene SCT, whose product is annotated as secretin. Gene Ontology annotation, molecular function: hormone activity. The record is from RefSeq and is a predicted model, not a curated record. Gene Ontology annotation, cellular component: extracellular region. Lineage: Eukaryota; Metazoa; Chordata; Mammalia; Pilosa; Megalonychidae. Bases 1 to 1746 code for a protein of 581 amino acids. The transcript is spliced from 4 exons. Gene Ontology annotation, biological process: positive regulation of somatostatin secretion; positive regulation of pancreatic juice secretion; negative regulation of gastrin-induced gastric acid secretion.
AUGGCGCUCCGGCCCCGGCGCCCGGCGGCGUCAGCACCGCGGACAGCGCCCCGCGCGCGCCCACUCCCCGCGGGACCGGGUGGUUCGCCGGGUGUCUGCGCGGCUUGGGCUCUGCGGCGCGGAGACACCGCGAGCGGCACGGGCGGGUGUGCGGGGCCGACCGAGCGGACCGGGGAGAGGCACCUGCUCCGGCCGACGCACGGCGCCCCCUCCGCUCCCCCCGACGGCCUGAGGGCGCCGCGCCCGCCCGCUCCCUCCACCCGAGAGCGUCCCGCGCCCGCUCCCGCCUGCCGCCCCACGCAGCCCGAGGCCAGGCGUUUCCUGUCUUCCCCUGGGGGACCCAGACCCAGGGUCCCCUGGCGCGCACGCGCCGCAGCUCGCCCCUCCUCUGUACCUUCCGACCUCCACUUGGAUACCCCGGCAGUGACCCAGGGUCCCGAUCCCGGACCCCGCACCCCACCCUGCAGCAGCCUCUUGUCUUCCGCUCCCGAGACCACGAGCCGUCGCCCCUCUCCGCCGCAGCCUCCGCCCGGCCCCAAGCGGAGGCGGCGCGGGCCGUGGUCGCCUCCUGGCGCCGUCCCUCCUCCCGCCCCUCCACGUCCAGGGCAGGCAGUGCCGGGUCAACCCGCGGGCUCUAUCACUCGUAGCCCCGGGCCGAGCCCCCCACUCCGCCCCCCGCCUCUGCGAGCUCGGCCCCUGCUGGGCGCCAACGGGGCGUCCGUGGCUCCCGGCCCCCCCCCCCUUCUCCGUCCGGACCCGGCCAGCCCUGGGCGCCUUCCACCUCCCACCCGCCCCUUCUGCCGUCGGGGUCGCCUGCCCGCUGGCCGGGGGCGUCUGGGCUGGGCUCUCGCCCCCACGGCGGCCCGCUCGAGCUCCACGCUUUGCACAUGCUGUUCUCUCUGCCUGCACCGAACGACGCCCCGUGGCUGUCUGUCCUUCCUCCCUCCCGAAACCUCCCCGGGCCCGCCUGUCCCCUCCCCGGCUGCAACCCCCCCUCCCCAAGCCCGCCGAGGGGCGCCGAUGCGGCGGAGGCGGCGGACGGCCGCCGCGGCGACAGCUGGGGGGGCGGCCCUGACCUUCCCGCGCGAUCGAUGGGGCGCGGCCGGGGCUGCGCGGAGCCGGGGCGGAAGCCCGACUCCCCCGGCCCCCUCGGAGCCCCCCCACGGGUCCGUCGCUAUAAAAGGGCCGCGCGGGGCUUGGGCAACGGCUGCGAGCGCUCAGCACCGCCGCGACGCCUCCGCUAUGGGCUCCCCGGCCGCCGCGCUCCUGCUGCUGCUGCUGCUGCUCGACGGCCCCGCCGCGCGCCCCGCAGCCCCCAGGUGGGCGCCCGCCCGCCCGGCCCUGCGCCCCUCGGACCCACCCGGCCUGGCCCUGACCCCGCCCGCCGCCUCCCCCAGGGCCCGGCGGCACUCGGACGGGGCGUUCACGAGCGAGCUCAGCCGCCUGCGAGAGAGCGCGCAGCUGCAGCGGCUGCUCCAGGGCCUGGUGGGAAAGCGCAGCCAGCGCUGCCCCACUCGUCUCCCACGGCGGGUCCUAAUUUUGACUGGGGUGGGGGACAGCGAGCAGGACGCAGAGAACCGCACGGUGCCCGCAGCGCCCUCCGGGGGCCAGCUCUGCCUGCUGUGGUCCCGCGCCCGCCCGCAGGCCUGGACUCCGCUGAGGGACCCCCUGGAUGGGGCCUGGCCUCCCGGGUUACCUUCCAGGCCGGGGAUCCAGAUUUUGGAGCCAGUUUCAGGGGACAACUAA